AUGGCGCAGGAGUCGACGACGCCCAAGCUGAACCCGCUCGACGACAAGUUCGAGACCGACCAGAAGCAGGCUGUGCCCGUUCGGCAGAAAUACCGUAUCCAUCGACUUACCGUACUAAUGACCAUAAGUCGCCUCCUCAACAUCAGUAUAGGGAUUAUCCGUUUCGCCCUGUUCCACACGACGGGCCAGAUGCAAGUGGUGGAUGUCGAGAAGACGGAUUGUCCACAAGAGGCACAUUGCUAUCAUCAGAUCAUUCGCCUGAUGGAGUCGGCAGUAUGGCAUAUCGGUGGCUGUGACCGGGAGACGACGUUCUGCCGUCCAGAUGCCCUCUAUCUACCUGGGGAAUCGUGUACCGGGAGCCAACUCGGGAAUACGGUGUGCUGUUGCAUCGAAGAAAACUGUAAUUUCGGGAUUAUCGAAGAGGAGCGGCCGGACGAAAUGGCUCGAAUCCGGCAAGAAAAUCCUGAUGCUUUCAAU
Messenger RNA from Mesorhabditis spiculigera, 477 nucleotides. Lineage: Eukaryota; Metazoa; Nematoda; Chromadorea; Rhabditida; Rhabditidae. The record is from the annotation of a GenBank genome assembly.